This is a messenger RNA of Plodia interpunctella (Indianmeal moth), 1900 nucleotides long. RefSeq lists its product as uncharacterized. The record is from RefSeq and is a predicted model, not a curated record. Bases 52 to 1845 code for a protein of 597 amino acids. NCBI's taxonomy places the organism in Eukaryota, Metazoa, Arthropoda, Insecta, Lepidoptera, Pyralidae. The transcript has 9 exons.
CACUUUUAAACACUAAGUCAAAGGACAAAAAAAACCAAGUGCCAAACAGUUAUGGUAUUUUUUCAAAAUUGCGGUGUAAUAAGUUCUUUGUUCAUUUUGCUAUUCAAAAUUGUCUGUGAAUUUAUCGAAUAUUAUUGUCCAAUGUAUAAUAAACGAUCUACGACUUUGACUAGUAUCCCGGAGAAGGCGGAGUGCGAGGACACCAAAAAGUGGGUCCCGAAAAACAAACACGAGGUGCUGAAGGCAAAAUACAAGUGUUUGAAGAAGUUGUUUCAGAUAUACGAUGCUAGCGUUAUAGGAAUGCUGCCAGAACAGUGCGGCAUGGACGGGGAGUCUGUGGCCGGCACCGAGCCGCACCACCACCAGUCGAAGCGCAAGCGGCGCUCCACGCGCACCAAGACCGACGCGUGCGCAGGCACAUCGGAAUACUCUAACGGCGACGGAGAAACAGAGGACUCUAAUUCGGAGAAAGAGUCAUCAAUAGCCACAGCGGUGAUGCGGGACCUGAAACUCAACCCGUGUUCGUGCACCUCCACGCAGUUUGACGCCACCACAGUCUCCAAAUACGCCGGGACCCAGGCGUCGAGAGAUGACGUGAGAAGAUGCGGCUGCGAGUGUCAGACCACGGAGCAGCCGCCCCAGCUGCCGUACCUGAUGAUGCAGGCCAGCAAACCCAGGCUGACGAGGUUCCAGUGUUUCAUACAGAGAAUAUUCGGAAUCCGGCGCGACUAUCGUCCGUAUUCGCCAGACGGGCAUAUCUAUGCGGCCAGUGACAACAACAUUAUGCACACGUUCGGCGAGCGCCGGCGUCGCCGCGGGCUGAGGUUUCGUAGGCUUCGGCGUCCGAAGAAGACGCAGAGCGAGGUGGAGCUUCGCAAUGUGCGGAGCCCCAUGAUCCUGAACUACGUGCAAUCGGUGCAGAGGAGCUGUCUGAUGGACACCACGCCGCGGCAGUGCCCCAUCACCGGCUGUCGGAUGAUCUCGUACGGCAUAAUCAACUACAACGAUCAUCUAAACCUGUGUCAUUUCUCUGAGCGGAAGUUCGUCUGCCAUUACUGUCACGAGGGUUUCGACAACGAGAAUGACAAACAUGUCCACGAAAACGAGCAUUUGGGCAUCACGAAGCUGAACCUCACCGCCACAGACUCAUCUGCCAGAGAGUCCACGAACAAGUCGAGCGUGACGCAAACCGAUCCAGAGCUCACCAGAUGCGACGUUCAAGAAGACAAAUUGAAGAAGAUCGUGUCAUUUUUCGAUAAGAUUUCUGAUCCGGAUCAAGUUUUUUCGCACAUGAAGAAGGAUAGGUUUUCAGAGUCCAAUUUGCGUAGCAAUAAGAUGGGGAGUACACCGGAUAAUGUGACCAGUACAGACUUGGACAACAGCACCGACGGUGAAGGGGAGAAGAGGACGGUCAGCUGUGUUAAUUUAAGGAGGAAGAUCGACAGGCGACUGCACUCGUCGACCGAAGAGUCUGAGCGCACGUCUAAGUGUAGUUCGCCGGUCUGCUGCAACUACUGCGGCGAAUGCUUCGACUAUAGGCGCCAACUGAGCCUCCACAUGGACCUGGAGCACCGUUCCCACGGGAAGUACUCCAAAUUCCACAGCUGCGCCGGCAUCGUGAGCCCCAAGUGUCCCAUCCACUCCUCAGACACCGACGACAACUUGCACAGAAUUGCCACUAGGACAACGCUAACUGAAUCGAGGGUUUCCGAACAGACUGUUACAAGGGACCCGUCGACAAAUGUGGUGUAUACGUCUGUAAAUCCCAACAAGCCGUCGCUGAGCAGUUUCGUGGGAAGGGGCGGCUACCAGUGGGAGCCCGGGACCAAGAUUAUACGUGUGUGACGUGCGUGCUGUUUGUGUGUGUCCGUGUGCAGUCUAUAAUAUAGUUAUAAAUACA